GUUCAUUUCUUUCAGCUGAAGUGGCUCACGGGUCCUGAGGUGGGAAUUUGUUGCUGUUUGAGGAAGGAUGUACUGCAGGGGUGUGUGCUGCUGUAACCGCUGGUCAUCUGAGGACAGGUUAGAUGGGAAAACAGUCAUCAUCACCGGAGCUAAUACUGGUAUUGGCAAAGAGACAGCAAGAGACCUGGCAGGGAGAGGUGCGCGUAUCAUCAUGGCGUGCAGGGACCUGGAGAGGGCAGAGGAGGCCAGGUCGGACAUUUUGGAAGAAACAGGGAAUGAAAACUUGGUUAUAAGGAAGCUGGAUCUGUCUGACACCAAGUCCAUUAGAGCCUUUGCUGAAAUCAUCAACAAAGAGGAGAAACAAGUAAAUAUCCUGAUAAACAAUGCAGGCAUCAUGAUGUGUCCCUACUCCAAGACUGCUGAUGGGUUUGAAAUGCAGUUAGGGGUCAAUCAUUUGGGUCACUUCCUGUUGACUUACCUGCUGCUGGACCUCAUAAAGCAGUCAGCUCCGUCCCGUAUCGUUGUUGUGGCAUCGGUGGCCCACACCUGGACCGGGCUACAGCUGGAAGACAUCAACAGUGAAAGGAGUUAUGAUACCAUGAAGGCCUACGGACAGAGCAAGCUGGCUAAUGUCCUCUUUGUACGCUCACUGGCAAAACUCUUACAAGGUACAGGGGUUAGCGUGUUCUCUCUGCACCCGGGUGUGGUGCAGUCUGACUUGUGGAGGCACCAGCACCAGUGUAUCCAGGUGGCAGUGAAAAUCUUCAGCGUUUUCACCAAGACAACGGUGGAGGGAGCACAGACCACCAUCUACUGUGCUGUACAGCCCGGCCUGGAGAGUCAGAGUGGAGGUUACUUCAGUGACUGCGCUCCCGCAAGGUGCUCAAGGGCUGCUUCUAAUGACGAUUUGGCCCAGAAACUGUGGGAGGUCAGUUGCAACAUGCUCGGCAUCACCUGGCAGUGAAUAGCUGCAAACCAACUAUACAGGGAAGAUUUGUUGACAUUGUAUGCUACUGUAUGUAUAAACAUCAUCAUUCAAACAGCACUGUUAAGCACUUUCAUAGAGGCAUUAAGGUCAAUGUUAUUGUUGUGGAAAAGAUGUACAGUAUUUUAUGUCAGAAUAGUCCAAAAGACAUUGGAUCACUACCAGAAGCUCAUUUAUUUUAUAAAUGAUCAAAGAAAAUCUUACAUUUUAGUCAUAUUAUAUUUAUCAGACUAUUGUAUAAUCAUAACCCACAUGGCAAACUGUAAGAAUUCACUGACAGAAGUUUUUGCAGAAUUUGAAAAAUGUUAAAACAAUUUUGAAGUGUAUUUUUACUGUAUUUUCACUAACUGAAGUGGGCAUUCUUAGUUGAGUUGGUUUUGUACCUUGAGCGUAGAUAUUGUCAGUCUUUUACAAAUGUUAGCUUGAUAUACUUCUCUUAAGAAGGAAGGCUCACUUUACGUCUGCCGUUAGUUUAGCUUAAGUGUGACAGAGGGAUAGUUUUUGAUAUUGAGGAGAAAAGUGUUUCCAAAAGUAAUUUACAGAGUAAUAACCGGAUGAAAUACUGUACAAUAUGGCACACGUACAGUAUUGUGAUUGACAAUUGAGACAGUUCGGUGAUACUUAAUAGGCAGUGGGUACAUUUCUGCUUUUAGAAUAGCGCCCUGAAAAUCAUAAUGUACAUAUAUUGAUCAGUAAAAAUGAAAUCCUUAUUGUGCUUUUGUUGAACAGUUUUGUGUCAUGCAGUCUGCUGUUUCAGCUAAGAAAGCUUCGGACUUACAACACUGAUGAUGUGGCUUUAUUGAAGUGACAUGGUUACAAUGUGUCAGCAUGUUGUAGUUUUCUGUUAAUGUGACAUAUCUUCUAUAUCAUCAGUGGUGGAAGAAAUACUCAGAUCUUUUACUUAGGUAAAAAUACCGAUAUAGCAAUGUAGAAAUACUCCAUCGCAAGUAAAAGUUCUGCAUGAAAAAUGCUAUGUAAGUAAAAGUACAUAAGUAUUAGCAGCAAAAUGUAGUUAAAGUAUUGCUGUAAAAGUAGUGGUUUGGUUCAUGUAUUAUUGUAUAGGACAUAAUAAUAUUAUUAAUACUGAAGCAACAGUGUGUAAGCAGCACGUUACUGCUGUAGCUGCUGUAAGUGGAGCUAGUUUUAAUUAUCCCAGCAUAGGGGCUGGGUCCCUCCAAAGGGUCACCAGUGAAAUCUAAGGGGUUGUGAGAUGAUUGAUGGGAGAGAAAAGAAGAAAAACAAAGUUCUGAUACACAAAUAAAUCUGUUUUCAUUUCAUAGACAUCUGAAAUGUGACCCAGACUACACACUGCUGUUUGUAAGACGUUGAAAUUAAAUAACUUGUAAACCACUGGUUUCAUCUUUAACAAUGUGUUGUAUUUUAAAAGCUUGUUAUAUCAUCCAUUGUGUCAUAUCUUCAUUUGAAAAUUAAGUAAAGCUGUUAGAAAGUGCUAUACUUCCCUCUGAAAUGUAGGCUAGCGGAGUGGAAGUAUAAAGUAGCAUCAAAUGAAAAUACCCAAGUAAAGUAGGCCACAAGUACCUCAUAUUUGUACUUACGCACAAUAAUUGAGUAAAUGUACUUAGUUAUUUUCCCCACUGUAUACUAGCUACAAUUGGUACAUAAUGUAAACAUUAAAUCUGUCACAAAGCAAAGUUCUGCU
Molecule: messenger RNA, 2645 nt
Organism: Scomber scombrus (Atlantic mackerel)
Lineage: Eukaryota; Metazoa; Chordata; Actinopteri; Scombriformes; Scombridae
Exons: 7
Coding region: 68-964 (298 amino acids)
Source: RefSeq, a predicted model, not a curated record